CACAGACACCUCUAUUUUAGUCAUCCAUCAGAAGCACUUUUAUAGAACCUAUUUCCCAUCAUCCCUUGCUCUACGGGACAUGAAUCAGAUCUUGGCCCCUGUGUUGACUGGUUAUCUAUGCUUUGCCUCUUAGUUUCUUUGCUUGACAAAUAUCCAUUCAGUGGCAGGAUGUCCAGAAAACCUGCCUGGAGGAACACGGCGAGCGAUGCAGUGAGCUCCCAUCAGGACCACGCCCUCAGCUCCACCAUGUUACUGCUCAGGUCCUAUGGCCCGACUGCGUUUCUGCUCCAGGAGGACGGUGGGACGCAGAACUUCAAGGUGUGCUUGGGUGAGCCGCAUACGUGCACCUGCCCCACGUUCACGAGGGAGCGGCAGCCCUGCCAACACAUCUGCUGGUAUCAGCAACACACAGGGAGAGGGAGGCUUUUACUUCGGAAAUUCAGGCUACCCAGAGACCAUGAAUAUGCGUUUCAGCUGGGGUUAUCAGCGCGACAGCUGCUGGAAGUGCUUCAGGGCUCACACCAAGCUAAAGCCCACCGGACGGCGCUCGACGGCCCUGCUGCCGCUGCCGGGACCCCGAGCCACAACGUUCCAGGCCAGGAGGUUGGCAGCGUCUGCCGGAAAGCGAUCCAGGCCCAGGAUGUGUGUCCGAUCUGUCAGGAGGGGCUGCUGCAGAAAAAACAGCCCGUGUCUUACUGCAGGUUCGGCUGCGGUAACAGCGUCCACAUCUCCUGCAUGAAGGUGUGGGCCGACCACCAGAGGCUGUCAGACAGUCAGGAGAUGCUAAAGUGUCCCCUGUGCAGGGAGGACUUCAGUUCCCUGAAGCUGCUCCAGGAGCAGGUGAAGAACGCGGCCAAGCUCUUCACCGCUGCUGAGAGAGAGAGCCCAGACAGACAUCUGGGAGUGCUCUGCUACAGCUGCCGAGUCUGCCCUGUCACUGGGACCUGUUUCCGAUGCACCAUCUGCAGUUCUUUCUAUCUCUGUGAGAACUGCGUAAAGAAAGGCUGCCACUCACAGCAUCCACUUGCUUCACGAACUACAAGAAAGGAAAAGUGGAUUCUUUUGGCUGCAAGCUCCCCUGGAGAUCCGAGACCACAAGAUGAAAGCACUGUUGCAGAGCCUUUUGCAGACAGCGACUUGGAGCGUGUGCCAGCAGUCAAAGUGAGGUCAGGCUCUCAGCUGCUGAAUGAGGGGCUGCAGUGUCGGAUCUGCCUGCAGAGAUUUGGUCUGGGUCAACAGGUCCGAACUCUGCCCUGUCAUCACAAGUUUCACACGGACUGUGUGGACCAGAUCCUGCUGAGCUCAAACUCCUGUCCCUUGGAUGGGUAUGUCCUCUUCAGUCAGCAAGCAACUGACAGGAACACCUCUCCUAAGGUCAUCUGUACCAAGCAGCGGGAAAAUGAAUUACAGGGCCUGUUUGUCCCUGGUGUAGCAUUACACGCUCAAAGAACUAAACCUUCUCCUACAUGUGGAGCUCUUAACUCAGAGGUCCCAAUAAACGCCUCGUUUUGUAGUCGUCUGAGACAGGAUCCCUGCACAAGUCCCACCAAAAAGACCAGAGACAACAUGGCUGCAAGGAAAACUAAAGUGCAUCUGAAAGACGGGGACAAUGUAACCGUUAGAGACAGAAAAUCAGCCGGUCCAGAGCUGCGAAUGACUGGAGUUUCAAUAAAGGCCGACAAGGAACGGCAUUCCUAAAUGUU
Messenger RNA from Fundulus heteroclitus (mummichog), 1703 nucleotides. It is a transcript of the gene zswim2, whose product is annotated as zinc finger, SWIM-type containing 2. Bases 118 to 1698 code for a protein of 526 amino acids. Lineage: Eukaryota; Metazoa; Chordata; Actinopteri; Cyprinodontiformes; Fundulidae. Gene Ontology annotation, molecular function: zinc ion binding; ubiquitin protein ligase activity. The record is from RefSeq and is a predicted model, not a curated record. The transcript has 9 exons.